AUUUGCUGUGGGAAUAAUGCUAUCCAAAAGCCAGCUAUCACCAGCUGCUACUUGACAUCACUGAGAUUUGAGUUUGGGUGAAGAUGCGGUUACAUAUUGCUGCGAGAGGGACGAAAAUGACACGUCAGAUGCUGAAAUGAGUCUUUAUUUUUCUUUCUCUGAGCUGUUGAUUGACCUGGUGAUAAUAAUAGGUGGAUGAUGGAUGAAAUUUUGCGCAGUACCCAUACCCGGCAUGCUUGCUGUAAUUUUUUUCUCUCUCCAUGACUAAGUAACGGCAACACAUUACAUCAAAUUAGAGGGCCCACUCUGAAGAACGGGAGAAUGAAAGUAACGGCUUCCGGUGAAACACAAAACGAUGGAGCUACAUAGAGGAGAACACGGGCAGACUUGAGAUUUUCAGGGGAAAGAAGGCGGCAUAUUUGGACCCCAGCAAGCCUCACCCAGCAAGGGAAAGAAAGGACACAGUUCCGCUUGCGGAAGGGAGACGGAUCAGAAGCAGACAGGCUUGAGGUUGCCGGAAGAGAUCCUUUGAUCGAAAGUGUCAAAUGAAAAAUAAAGGAAAUUUUAGAAACAGUUGUGAGAGAGGCCAGCCGGGGAGCUGCGGGGGUAGAAACGGCCACAAGUAGUCUGUAGAGAGAUCAUAUCAUCAGUUCCAGACGACACUACACCAGACCGGAUACACACUUGCGGCCGAAGACAGAGUAGAGAUCAAUGCAGCAACAGCAAGAUCCACGCCUGCCGAGAUCGAGUGGCAGAUACAACCAAACUCAAAGCAGCCCGUGAGGCGAAUCUAUAAGGAUCAGAUGAAGCAGUCUCAGGAAAAAACACCAGCACCAGGGAAAGGAGAAACAGAAGAUCAACAAACCUCUGGAUUUCUAUAGAGGAUGAAAGUGCGAAUUUGGAUUGUUUAUGUAUUCCUGCUGUUAACAAUAUAUCUACUUUCCCCAGGAUUGAGAAAAUGCAUGUCCUGUCCAGUAGGUGAACACUUUUUAUUUUAUAACUGGAGCAUUCCCGAGUUGGAUUAAACCUUAGACCUGGUUUCUUCUUAAAACACAUCUUAUGCGUAUAAUAUGUAAGAAAAUUUCGUUGUAUUAAAAUUAACGAAGGUUUGAAUAGUGCAAAUGAACCCAGCUUGCACGCUGAGAAGGAUAAAAAAAACAUUACUAUUUUUCUACCGGCUGAUGUUCAGGCUUUGAGUAAUCAUAAACGGAACGACUGGUACAUUCGAUGCUUGAGAACUUUUCGUUGGAAACUUUUUCAUUAGUCGACACAUUAACGCGUGGAUUUAAAAAGGUCUCUUCCAUGGAGACCCUGGAUCCGGCGGCUAGCCGGGUGGUCCCAGUACUCAGGCUGGUUAAGGACAACGAGUUGCUGUGGAGGAAGUUCCAUUCAGUGGGCACCGAGAUGGUAGUGACAGGCAGAGGAAGAUGUUUGUUCCCAUCUAUUGUGGUCACUCUGCAUGGGUUGGACCCAGAAAGGUCAUACACACUCAUGGUGGACAUGGAGUCGAUUAGUGAUCAGCGCUAUACCUACAUGCAAGAACAAGGCUGGUGUCCGUCUGCUCCAGCCCCACAGCAGCAAUCGAGUGGCGUAUAUAUCCAUGCAGAUACACCAGCCCUUGGAGCUGAGCUGAAUGAGAAAGCUGUAUCUUUCAAAAUGCUCAAAAUCUGCACAGCAAAUGGAAUUGGAAAGAAAGGCAUGAUUCCUUUGACCCGGAUGCACAAAUACAGGCCCCGAAUUCAUUUAAUUCAGAAUGCUGAGGAGCUCAAAUCUAAGCAUUGUUCAUGGACAUACUGCUUUCCAGAAACAGAGUUUAUAGCUGUGGGUCAUUACCACAGCAAAAAGAUGAAGAAGAUGAAGAUAGAGUACAACCCUUAUGCCAAAGGUGCUCUACCACGCAGCAGAAGACAGAAAACACCUCAAAGUGUGAUAGUUGAAGGUGUUGACUGCGAGAAUAGACGCAGCUCCUCCAUCAUGUUGGCCUGCCUUCAGCGAACACAGAACCCACCUUCGCAACAUUUAUCAUGUCCCAGUAAAACACUGGAAUCUAUGAAAUGUGAGUCAGUCGCACCUACGCUUUCUCCAAGAUAUCCUAGUCCAGCUGAACUUGAUGCUUAUGCCCAGAAGGUGGCUAACAGCCCACUAACAAUCAAGAUCUUUCCUACAAAUAUCAGGGUUCCUCAGCAUAAACACCUUAACAGGACUGUAAAUGGCUAUGAUACAACAGGUCAACGAUACAGUCCAUACCCUACACAGUCUGGAGGAUAUCAGGGUCUUUUAGCAAUUGUGAAGGUGCACAGUAAAAGUGUGGUGAAAAGUACAGAUGGCAAGAGGACACGAAUGUCGCCAGCACAAGUUGGAAAUGGCAACAUCGGACCCUACCCGGUGCCAAGCACUUUAGCGCAGAGUCAAUCGUGUACUGGGCAAACAAGUUACCACAAUGGCCAGAAAUCUUUGGAAGGACCUGCUCCACCUAAUGUAACGGUUGCCACAUCAGUUAUUCCAGUAGGAGGACGUAGCUUGGCUCUACAGCAGUCAAAUCUCCCUUCAAUUCAAAGUAUCAUCUACCAGAUCAACCAGCAAUGCCAGGCUCAGGCAUCGCAACAAGCUUCAACUGCAGUCUGUCAAGGGUCUCUUGUCACCAAUCCAAGUCCAAUCACAGUAGCUAGCCGCAAUACAGUCAAUGGCUUUACCAGCAUGGUUAAUGGAAGUGUGAUGUAUGCUGGAAAUGUUGUGUCUGAAUGCCGUGGAGGAGCAGAGUUGACAGCUGCUUCAAGUUUAGCCUCUGCAGCAGGUCCUAAACCUGCAGCCUAUGCAGAUGGGAUGGAUUAUUUACUAUGGCAACAGAAACAACAAAUCCGUAUAUAUUCUGGCAGUGGUGGUGGGGGAAUAAUAAGUAAAUCACCAGAGGUUUGUGGUGUCCCACGACCAUAUACUUUGGCACCUACUAUUGAAAAAGUCCCUUCAUCUCCCUUGAACUGUGUGGGCAUGCACUGCAAUUUUUCAACGGGGCAGUAUUUGGCUGCCCCAUGGAACAGCGUACUCGUGACACCAGACAGUGACUGUUAUAACCCACAGGACCUCACAAAUGGCCAUCGUGACCUUGUUCAUCCUUCAGAUGGGCUCACCAGUGUCUCAAGUAGAACGCUGUGUAAUACCUCUAUCCUCAGCAGUAGUCUGCAGUCACUGGAAUAUUUGAUCAAUGACAUUCACCCUCCCUGCAUUAAAGAGCAAAUGUUGGGUAAAGGAUAUGAGACUGUGUCAGUACCUCGAUUAUUGGACCACCAAAAUGCUCACAUUCGACUACCUGUUUACAGAUAGAGAAUUGCAGUUUGGAAAAAAAUAGAAUGAUAGUGUUAAAUCUUUUAUAGAUAUACACAAGCCUCCAGCCUCAAUACAGCAAUCAAAGGCAAAUGGAAGUCGAGUGUUUAAACUGUUCCAGGGAUGACAAGAUGGUGAAAUGAGUUUGGUUUGGACAAAAGUAUCAAAUCUACUGAUGUUGACAAUGUAAGGGAUGGCUUUUUUAAAAAAUUACAAUAAAAUGGGGAUUGGGGAUUAGCAUUGGACAUCAUAGGGUAAGAUGCUAUAAGAAAUGUGCAGAAAGCUUUGCCAUGUGUGCUGAUGAGUCUGCAUGCAGAAAAAUUUAAAUUUCGAAUCCUGUGCUGAAUUCUGUGACCAUGUAGUCCCAGGAUCCUCGCCAUGGUUGCUUCAUCAUUGUCAUCUUCAAUUUGCUGUGGUUUCAAAAGAUGAGCUACUGCCUAAAUCCUAGUGGAGAGUCGUUAUUGCACUGUAUUGGAAAAAAGAUAAAUAUGGGGACUGACCAGAAAAUAUAAAAGAAAAUAACUUGGAAAACUUGAACCUAAUUCUUUAAUUCUUAUUUGCAAUUUUAAUUGUGUUGGCUGCUACAACAAAUAACUUAUACUUUUAAGUUUUAAAAAAUAUUAAGAUAAUUUCACUUUAGGAAUUGCUAGUUUUAAAGGGUUUUUGUAAUGAAAUAUAUACCCACAUUGUGCUAAAAUAGCAUUACAAGCUGUGAGAAGUUAUAAAGGUUGACUGUCUUGAUAAAUGCACUCAAGAAGAAUGUGCUACACAUUUAUUGAUAUUUCCAUAGGAUGAGGAAACCUUUGUGUGUGUGUGUGUGUGUGUGCGCGCGCGCGCGCACAUACUGGCCCGUUUUGUUUUAUAUUGCUAUGUUGGAGGGGGUGGAAAAGAAAGUCCUUGUGUGCAUUGCAGAAUAUCCUGAUAUGGAGAGCUGCUUUACUGAGAAACUGUAAUAUUUUUCAACUGUACAAUUAUACAGGCCAUACCAGAUUACUGCAAGUAGCCAAGCUGGCACCGAUACAAAGCCUACAUUGAUAUUUGUUGUGGACCUCACUAUGAACCACAAGGUAGUGUUUUAUCUUGCUUCUCCCACUUUCCCAUCAAAUAUAAAAUAACUUUUGCUGCUUCUGAUACUUUCUAAUAUUAUUAUUCAAUUAGCUAUUAAGUGCUGCAUGAUCCGGAUUCCGGUGACUCAGAGGGCCAUUGAUACUUUGAAAAGUAUGUUCUCCCUCCCCACACUCCUUAAAUUUGCUACUAGCCACCACUCAGCAGCUACCUUAAAACCACAGUAAAAGAAAUCUUAACACUGCAUCUUGUGUUUGAGUUAAUAAUUUUGGCUUUUCUAAUCAAAUUACCACAAUUUACAUGUUCUUAAUUCCAAACAUCAAUUUUUAAUUUCAUGGAGUUGUCAUAAAGCAAGUUUUCGCUUAACCAAGACAAGUUGCCUAGAUAAAUUAGUCAAAAUUAUUUUAACAGAUUUGUAUUUUAAUCCAAGAAUAUUGAAGCGUUGUAGUAAGCUGUAGCUUGCAGUUUCCGCAUAUAUUGCCAAAAAAUACACUUCCUUUUAAUUGUUCAAUAUCUUACAAGCUGUAAGUAUUUAGAUCACCACUACAAUUGCAUAACCUUUUAUUUUCUAUACUAUUUAAUGUCUGGCAAGAUAAUUUGGAUGAUUAAAGAUAAAAGUUAAUUGUUACACAUUAAUUCAUGCAGGAUUAAAAAUCUUCCAAUUGAAUUUUUUCAAAAAAACUCUUGGUUUGUUCUCUAUGUUGGGUACGAAGCAUCUUAUGAUGGAAGAAAUGUCAACCCUCUAACAUGUGGAAUUACCAGGUGUCCAGAAUCUAUGAAGAACUAUUACAAUUUGAUGUCACUUUGCUGCUCAGUUGGGACAACAGGCUUUGGCAUUCAUUCCAGUCUUUUUAUUUCCCUUUCUUCCCACCCACCCUCCUCCUUUAUCUCCCCUCCUUCCCCAUCUGAUAAAAUUAAUAUUAUGAUUAUUAUCAACAUUUUCACACUAUUUUACGGCUUUAACCCAGAGAAUGAGGAACAGGAGGCUGCAGAUUUAUUUAUAUCUGUUUUGUUAAUAAACAACAGAAGGGCAGAUAAAAGAUAGUUGGAUGGUUGUAUUCUUUCCUUUUUCCAAUUUUACAUCCUCUACCACCACCCCUCAACAACUGGAGGCCAUGUUCUUGUGGACAAGUAUAAACUUCUACUUGAUUCAGUCAAAAUGUCUAUUGCCUCAGUCCUGUUUUGGGUGCUGCUAUUUCACAACUUCUUGAAAUGAAAGAUAGAUAUGAUCAGCAUUUGUAAGGAGAAAAUUCAAGAUUCAGUAUAAAUAUUUCAUGAGACCCACGUAAUUACCUUUUUUUUGUUCAAUAUUGAUGCACCUGUUGUAGAUUUCCAACAAAUUCUGCUUGUGUAGUAACAUCCAAAAUGUCUCAUGUUUCAUGAAAUUUACACCUCUUUUUGUAUUCUUUCUACAUGUCCAGUUGUGGCCGUGGCAGUCGUGUUUCACCCGUGUGAUGUGAUUAAAUUUCCGUACUCAGUGUUACUUAUAAUGUUGGUGUGUUGUGGAAACUACACCAUAAUAGGUCAAUUUUUCUUACCUUUCUACAGUUUGAUUUAGUAUAGAAACAUCAGUAAACUUUAUAAUGACCACAAGUACUUCCCACGCUUGCGUGCUAUUGCUCUGUGUAACACCAGUAAAGAUCUGAUGAAAUUCAGCCACCAAAUUUCAGUGAGGUUCAAAAUAUAAUUUAUAGCCUAGAAACCAGGUGCCCAAUUUGGAUGUGAUUAGUUGAAUUGGCUUUAACUUGAAUUUGCUGAGCAAUUUGUAUGGAAACACCAGAAAGCAUUGAAUGUUUGUUGCAUAAGUACUGGGUUUUACAGAUUUUGUUAUUAAUCCCAGCCGAGUUCUGUUGGAUGCUGACUUUCUUAAUUUUUAUUUUAUUAGUUGCUUUCCAAAUCAGUAUAUUCUUGUUCUGUUUUAUUUGUUGUGCACACAAUUGUGUAUCUAGCCUUUAUUUAGUAUGAGAGAAAAAUUAGCAAAUACAAUUGCCUUGCACAAUGCAAAUAAUUGUACAGAGGCUAUAAGGAAUGUGACAUCAGGAGCGUGUUGUUCCAAAUUGAGAAAAACUGAGAAGGACUUGAGGGUAUUUUACCGCAUUUUUGGUUAUUGAAUCACUUAAUUUUCACGUGAAUAGUAAGUGUACAAGGAUAGUCAACAUUCAUUACCUGUCAAGUAAGUGGAUGGUACAUACUGGGGGUGUGAUUUAAUUAAUUAUCACAAGGGAGUCAACAUACAAAUAUUUUGUACAAACAUAACUUGGCAAUGACAAACAAAUAGUUGAUUUUCCACUUUAGCCAUACUAAAUAAAUUCUGGGAUGACUGACCAGGUUAAUCUCCUGAUGUAGAGAAACUCAUUAGGAUGGUCAAUUUAUAUAUUGUCCUUUGCAUCUCUGGACCUGGUUUGAUUUCAGCUGUGUUAAGAGAUACAAGUUUCUCCACCCAACUGACCAUGAGAGGCCUGUAUGCAAACAGUUUGGGAUACCUAAGAUGCUGCUUGGCCUGCUGUCUUUAUCCAGCUCUACACCUUGCUAUCUGGGACACAGCCUUUUUUUUGUUGUUAAUUAUGUAGUUAUAACACCAUAGUACAAAAAUGUUCUGAAAUUCAGUUGGCUGUGCAUAAAAAAUAAUAUUGAAAGAUCCUUUUAAGCCUUGCAUUUCAGUGACAUAAAUGAAGGUUCACUCUACAACUCUGAUUUGGGAAAACAUUGUUAAUCAUAGUUACAAAUUCAUGAUUCCAAUUUCUUAGUAAACACAUCCUAAACACAUUACAAAAGAUGUGUCAGUGAUGAUAUUUUGUAUCAUUGGCUAUAUAUAUAUAUAUAAUUGAUUCCUUCACAGGAUGUUGACUUCACUGGCUAGGCCAGCAAGUGUUGCUCAUCCCUACUUGGCUUUGAAAACCUGGUGUGCACCCAGCUUGAACUGCUGCUAUCUUGGGGGUAGUAGGUACACCCACUACAUGGAAAAGUAACCUAUUAUUAAAUCUAAGGAACUGGAUCAGGCUCUAAUUAGAAUUGAAUUUUGAGGACAGGUGAAUUAUACACUGCCCACCAUUGUUUUGAUCAGCUAUGCAUUUGUACAAGUCUGACCUGAAUCAGUGUUUUAAUACAGUAGAAGUUUUAAAGGAUACACAUCUCUUCCUACCCAAUCCAUUAUAGCCACAGAUAAUAAAUGUAAACUCUGUCCAAGAAUAAUUAUUUUGUCGUGAAGCAUUAUAAACACCUCAGUUACAAAGUAUCCUGACUUGUCAGAACACCAUUUUAAAUACCCUCUCUUUUUCCCUUUGCCUUCAUCUCCCAAGCUUGCUCCCUUCCAUACAGAAAGAAACAGGAGUUUAUUUGCCAUAUAGUAUCAGAAUUUCUUGUUUCAAACACUGGGGGGUGGAAAGAAAAUUAGCACAGCCAUUCACUACUGAACUGAUGGCAAAUUCCUCAAAAUCAUAUUUUCUAGAAUUGAGAUCUUUCUUCUUUUUAACCAUCCAGCAAGUUUAAAAAAAACACUUAGGAAUUAGGUUUUAGACUGAAUGCAGACAUUCUCAUUUGCUUAUGUAGUAUAAUUGAUGUUCAGGCUGAUGGAAUUCUUGUAAAAUUUGGAGAGAAGAGUAAAACAAAAACAACUGAAUCCAACUUUUCAGCACCUAUAGUACAUGUAAUUCUAUUUUCCAUCCAUGCUUGCAUCUUACAGUAUUGUGCGAUAAAAUGGGAUCAGUGGUGAUGCAGUGGAGUUUUCGAUAUUGUGCUAAUGAUAAGUUGGAUGAAGAAUUUUUGUAUGUGGUAAUAAUAAAAUAUAUUUAGACACUAUUCAUCAACUAAUCAAAUUCUAAUUGACUGAAAUAUGGAAUCUAUUAAAUCAAGACUGACUCCCAGUGAAUAUACCCUGACAGUCAAUUCCAUUUAUUAGCAGUACAUUUUCUAAGGCACUUCUUUAAUAGCCCAAGUUAUAUCCUUACAUUGUUCUCAUGCAAUGUGCCUGCAAAUAGGUAGGUCAGUAACAGGAUGUUAUCCCUUUGUUAUGACACCGGAACUAAAUAUAGUUAUUAACUAAAGCUUGUACUGAUGUCAAAAUUAAAACUCUGCAUUUGCUUAAUGUGGAAACAAUAACCCCAUUUUCUAGUUUCAGCUGCUAUCUCUGAAAUCUCUUUAAGGGAACUAUUCUGAAUUGGAUGAACUGACACAUUAAGAGAAAAUCCUGAAUAUCAGAGCUGAAAAUCUGUUUGAUAAAAACCUAGAUGCCAGAGUAUCUGAGUAGAGAAUAAACAUUAAACUAGAAUUUAUCAAGGGAAAGAAAGAAACCAUAAACUCUCCUGACUGGCUGAUACUAUUACUGUUUGAAAGAUACAGAAAGUGGCUCUAAGGUGGAGGUUUAGGAAGAAAGAGUGCCGAAUUCUCUUCAGUCCGAUAUUUACUUUACAUGGUUCAUUGCUACUAAUAGAGCUAAUCCAGAAAAUAUUCUACCCAUGAUGACCUUAUCAACUUUUGAACAAGCAUAUCCUUGGCCAAACAAUAAGGUGUAUGCAUUAGGAUAAUGGUGUUAAAUUGCUAAUUGGAUUCGACUUAGACCAUUGCGUCAUUCUAUUUUUCUUCCUUACAGCAUAUAACAUGUCAUUAGACUCUGUGCGCAGUGUUCUGUUCACUCUUUGCGCAGUGAAAAGCAAGUCUCUCAUUAUUUUCCAGUUGCUGAGAAAAGGCAAAAGAAUAACAUCUAAAGAAUGGGAUUUAUUUGUUUAAAUGAAUGAGCGUCUUCAUUUAAAGAAUUUGAGAAGAUAUUUUACCUUUGUGAAGAAAGAGUGCCUAUAUUUAUUUUUGUCCUCAGACUCAUUAAUCUAGCCAAUAAUCAGAUUUGUUUCACUCCUGGUACAUUCUGCUCAAGGACUUCCAUCAAAAUUUUCAGUAGUAUCAUGGAGAGAAUUCAUCCUUUUUUAUCAACAUGGGAGGGUGAGGAUAUGCCAUCUUAAAAGGUGAACAUAGACAAAAGUGCAGACAAGGUGACUGCAGUACAUUCUUUUUGUCAUUUUAGGAGCAAUGUGCACCUGUGGCAAAAAAAUUCUCUUCUCUUCUUCAGCAUCCAAUCAAUGGAAAGAAUAUGAAAAGAUUAUGUAGAUAAAACUGAUGUUUUUGUGGUCUCCUGGGAGGAAAUGUACAGAUAAUAUUUUUAACGGUAAAAGGUUUUUCAUGGCUCUUCUAGUUGAAUAGACCAUGCUUGGCGUAUCUAAUGUAUUAUAGGUGAGAAAAGGACUAAUCUAGUGCCGAUACAUACAUAAAUGACUAACAGAAAAAGAUGUGGUAUGAACGGUCCAAUUUAGUUUGCCAGCUUUUAACAUGUGGAACGUUACAAAAGGUGAAUUUCAAAACAAAACCAUAGGCUUGAUAAAUUCCUUUUGAAAGCCCAAUUUACAUUGCAUGGAAAUAAUGUAUGGAUGCUGUUGCUCUGGCAGCUUGCUGUUGCUUGAUUAAAUCCAAUCCCAAAUUGCUAAUAAUAAGUAUCAAAACUUUAUUAUUCUCCUCCACACCACUGCCAGCAGCUCUCACCCAAUUCCCCAUGCAUCCAUCCACAGAAUUUCUGGUAUUCCUUCUUUCAGCUCCAUUUUAAAAGCUGAAAGAGUUACAGUCCACGUGAAUUUUGGUCAGAUUUUGUCUACAAUUACAAGUCAAAGCCUACCCAAACAAGUAGACUAAUUCUGAUAAGUAGGUAUAUAUGCAGCUGACGAGAGUGAGCUGCCUGUAUUAUGUUUUAGUUUCAUCUAAAAUUCAGUGCAUUAAUUGUAAAUCACUCUACAGUCUAAGCAGCACGCACUUGAUGCAAAUGUACUCAUUCCUAAUCAUCAACUUUAAAUCUUUCUUGAAAUUAUUCAACCUUUUUUAUUCAUUAGAAAAUAAAAUUGUACAAAUGCUUUUUUUCAAGUCUGGAAAGUGUUACAUGCAGUUUUUUUUAAGUUGAAGUUCCAGUGCCGAUAAGAAUACAGUUGGUUUAUGCAGAGACCCACUGCCACUGAAAUCAUUCUCUUUGCAGUGGUGAUUCCCUUGAGCAGUUGAUCCAACUUUCUUUUAGUUUUUGUUAGUCUCCUCAAAUGUGGCCCCAAAAGCUGCAGUCUGGUUAUCCCGCCACCUAGAGUUCCCUAAUGGUGUUAGUACAAUAGGUGAUCAGAACUGAUUAGGUAUGCUAUCAACUAAAGUUAAGUAGCCCUGGAAACAUUUGACAUUCAUCAUAGAAUCAUAAAACGUACACUGUGGAAACAGGCCCUUUGGCCCAACAAGACUCGGAGCAUCCCACCCCGACCCCAUUCCCCUGUAACCUACCUAAUCUACACAUCCUUGAACACAAGGGACAAUUUACCAUGGCCAAUCCACCAGCCCGCACAUCUUUGGCCUGGGGGGGGUGGAAUCUGGAGCACCGAGGAAACCCACGUGGACACGGGGAGAAUGUGCAAACUCCACACAGACAAUCGCCCGAGGGUGGAAUCAAACCCAGGUCCCUGGUGCUGUGAGGCAGCAGUGCAAACCACUGAGCCACCGUGCUGCCCCAUUUUCUCUUGGUUUCCAUUUUAGUCUCAUCCAGAACUUCCACUAGUGCCCAUUUAGGGGAAGGGGAAGAAAAGCAGAAUAGUCUCAAUAUUUUUACCAACAAGUAUAAAGUUUAGUUAUCAGACAAAAUGUGCUCCCACUUAUUGUCAGUAGGAGUAUUGCACAUCCUACAGUUAACAAUUUUAUGAUGGAAAGUACUGCUGACCAGUUCAUUUAAGUCAAAACUUAUUUUCUCAACUUGCUUUAAUUUAUACAUGCCUUCAAUGUGAAAUAUCCACAGGCUCCUCACAGGAACUUCAACAAGCGAAAUCUGACACCAGACUACACAUGACAUUUAAGGAUGAGUGAGCAAAAGGUUGGUCAAAAAGAUAGGUUUUACAUAUCAUCUUAGGAUUUGAGAGAGUGAAAAUUCCAGCACUUCGGUUCUGGACUGCUGAAAGUGCAAUCGUACUAAUAGGAUAAAGAAGUCAGCACUUUUGGUUUCCUGUUAGGGCUGCAUCUAUAAUGGGUUAAGUAAAAUCGUUAAUGUUAUUUUCUGGGACUGAUUAACUAGGAGCAAGUGCCAGAAAAAUACAGUGCUUGGCAAGUAAGGAUUACUUGGAAAUCCUAAAUUAUAUAUUCUUGCUAUACUUCAAAAUUUAACAGUGGAUAGUAUUGCAAGAAGGGAUGCUCAAUUGUGAUGUAGCCUAGAAACCUCAUAGUGUGGUGAAAGAAGCCGAAACAUGUCAUAAGUCAAGUAUUAGAUGUAUGGAAAAAGUGAAAUGUUGACAUUGUCAAAAUAAACAUAUCCUUGGUUUUAAGUCUAAAUCAUCAUUAUUAAUUUAUUCACUUCCUGGGUAACUGGUGAGUGCAGGAUUUCAUUAUUGAAACCAAAAUAUUGCUACAUUGUACGUGAAAAUCUAACCAAAUAAUUAGGCAAUAUUGGUACAAUGCUGAUGCAUAUCUAUCUUACUGGUGUGUGAACAUGAGUAAGAAAGAUUAGGACCAAGAAGAAAAUUUUAAUAACUGUAUCUCUUUAAACUGUCAACUGCUCAGCUGUGCGUGGCAAAAAAAAGUUGCUUGGAGUAGAUGGUAAUUUUUGUCAAUUCACAUCAAAUUCUGCUAUUUGUUUUGGUUUGGGCAAUUAUGCUAAAUGUAGUAGAAAUUUUAUUCAGCUGAAAUUUAAUCAAAAAUCAUGAGUACCAAAUGUAAUUUUUAGAUUUCUACAUUCAAUUUAUGUACAUAUCUAUAAUAUGUAUGUGUAUAAUAUACAGCAUAUAUAUUAUCACUGCUUUUAGAAAUUGACAUUAUCAUGCAGUGUAAGUGCUAUUGGGCAUCAAUGAAAACACUGCAAGCUGUUAGUGUUAUGAACAAUUAUAAACAAAACCUACAGCAAGUUAAAUCACCAUUUGCAUUAUAUUUCUCAUACUUAAUGUUAUUACAAGGCAAUAAUUAAUCUUGGGGUUCUGAUGAUUACAAAAUAGUUGCGUUUUUUGUCUUGCCGUUCCUUGUUAUCUGGACCUCCUGAUUCAUUUCCUGUCUUGUAAUUUAAUUCCAAAAAUCCAUCAUUUUAAAAUAGUAGAAAGUGCUUAUGUAGCUAUGUCUCCAAAUAUUUUUGGAAGAAAUGGCAAUUGUUCUAAUUUCAAGUACUGUGCAAUAAUAUUUUGUACAAAAGUAUAAAGCAUCUCACUGAUUAACUAGCAAAAUAAGCUAUACAUUGUUAAUUGCAUUUCUAAUUUAGUGUCAUAGAAACAGGCAUCAGGGAGGGGCUAAGCCUUCAUAUUUAUGAAUGGUUACCUCGUAUUGGAACACAAGUUCAGAUUCUACUGACUUGCUUGAUUUAUUUUAAUCUUGGAUGGCUGCAGCCCAAUGAAGCCUUUAGCACAACCUCAUUUUAGAUAGCAUUCUAAAAUUUACUUUUUCUUUUGGACCUUUGCUUCCUUUAAAAUUUAACUAGUCAGUUUAAACAAAAGAAACUUGCAAUUAUGAAAAUUUUGGACUCGCCCAUCUAGUUUCCAUGUUCAAAAGUUUUUAGCCUGGACUAAUUAGGACUUUUAAAAUAGCUUUGUAAAUCUUCUAACAAACUAGAGUAAACCUCGUCUUUUAAACCUUUUCACUCACUUAGAUAGCAAGGUUGUACACAAAAUCAAUUGAAAAUUCUUUGUGUCCCUGAAUAAUUAUUCAGUGUUACCUCCCGCUAUGGGGAUGAAUGCAGCAACACAUUCUAUCUAGUCCUAAUUUUAUAUAUGAAGUAUAUGGAAAGAGGCAGGGGGAAAAAUCAUUUCACAAUUACCACCUAAGGUGCACCUUGCUUUUAAAAGCCUGCAGUAUUUCCAUAUUUGUGUUUUUGAAUAUUUUGUAAAUGUUUCCUCAGGAAAAUAAGGUGUUUUAAAUAAAAAGUUGGAUUAUGUGUACAUUUGAAUGAAGAAAGCUGGUUUAUUUGAAGAAGUAUAACUAAAUGCUGUAACUUCUCUGGCCUUGGAACUAACUACUCUGAAAUGUGCCUAUUGUUCCCUCAUCCUACACAUAUGCUUUCUAUCGCUCCUAGAUUGAACAGGGCACAGCCCUCUAUUGAUAUUCUGACAACCCUGAUGAGUUUUGUUUUUAUUUUUUGUCGAUCUCAGGACUGAAACUUCUUUGUGUAGAUAUUUUAUUUAUUGUUUCAUUAUUUUAUUAUUCGUUGACAUGAAAUAAAUAAA
Molecule: messenger RNA, 13583 nt
Organism: Stegostoma tigrinum
Lineage: Eukaryota; Metazoa; Chordata; Chondrichthyes; Orectolobiformes; Stegostomatidae
Gene: tchp
Product: trichoplein, keratin filament binding
Exons: 7
Coding region: 1228-3321 (697 amino acids)
Biological process (GO): apoptotic process; positive regulation of DNA-templated transcription
Cellular component (GO): keratin filament; nucleus
Molecular function (GO): DNA-binding transcription factor activity
Source: RefSeq, a predicted model, not a curated record